AAUGGUAUGGGUCCGGGACUGGUGUUUGUGAUCCCAUACGUGGACCAGUACUGUAUCAUUGACUGUCGCACCGUAUGCUACGACAUCCCACCCCAGAAAGUGCUCACAAAGGACUCCCUGACCAUCGAUGUGGACGCCGUCGUCCUCUAUAGGGUUCACAACGCAAUCGUCGCCAUAACUAACGUCCGGAGCUAUAAGAAAGCGACGGAACUAUUGGCCGCCACUAGUCUUAGAAACUUUUUGGGCACUAAAACAUUGGCACAAAUACUGGCUGAGAGUUCGGACAUUAAUGAAACGCUCAAGACACAUCUGGACGCGGCCACUGAAUUCUGGGGCGUAUGUGUCGAACGCAUAGACAUAAAGAACGUGAGGAUUCCGGCGGACCUGCAGUCGGCCCUAUCAGCCGAGGCUCAGGCGAGUCGUGAAGCCUUAGCCAAGUAUAUCGCCGCCGAUGGCGAGAAGGACGCCUCCCAUGCCUUGGCUGAGGCGGCCGUCAAACUGGACGACAUGGCUCUACAGCUCCGGUUCCUUCAGACCCUGAAUAGUAUUUCCAUGAAAAAUAACAACACGUUUGUUGUGCCCAUACCUCUCGAGUUGUUUCAGUUUGCCGCCCAUUAA
Molecule: messenger RNA, 618 nt
Organism: Oppiella nova
Lineage: Eukaryota; Metazoa; Arthropoda; Arachnida; Sarcoptiformes; Oppiidae
Source: the annotation of a GenBank genome assembly